This is a messenger RNA of Fomitopsis serialis, 597 nucleotides long. Its product is annotated as acyl-CoA N-acyltransferase. The coding region runs from base 136 to 597 and encodes 153 amino acids. The transcript has 6 exons. Gene Ontology annotation, molecular function: glucosamine 6-phosphate N-acetyltransferase activity; monosaccharide binding. NCBI's taxonomy places the organism in Eukaryota, Fungi, Basidiomycota, Agaricomycetes, Polyporales, Fomitopsidaceae. The record is from RefSeq and is a predicted model, not a curated record. Gene Ontology annotation, biological process: UDP-N-acetylglucosamine biosynthetic process. Gene Ontology annotation, cellular component: endoplasmic reticulum; endoplasmic reticulum-Golgi intermediate compartment; Golgi apparatus.
CACCUGCACAUCGCCUCCGCUGCCGCUGCAUCCGCUUUCUCGCUUCGCUUUUGCCCGUAGAAUCUCCGUAGGAUACUUCACGGACAGUCUUGCAUAAUUUACCUAACUUUCACGACUACGACCACCAUUGCUACCAUGCCUUUCACCACAGACUCUGAGCUGGACCUCCUCUUUCCCGCCGAGCACAUUCCAGACGAGGCCCGGAAGCAGCUGCACCCAGACCUUCAUCUUCGCCCGCUCGCGUCGACUGACUACCGACGUGGCCACCUCUCAGUACUCUCAGUGCUCACAGUCGUGACGGACCCAGGUGAGGACGCGUGGGCGACCGACCGCAUCGUCGCGGUGGGCACCGUCUUCAUCGAGCGCAAUGUCGGCCAUAUCGAGGACAUUGCCGUCGACAAGUCCCAGCAGGGCAAGAAGCUCGGCCUGCGGAUCAUCCAGACGUUGACCGGCAUCAGCGAGAACAGCGGGUGCUACAAGACGAUUCUGAACUGCAGUGAUAGCAACAUUCCCUUCUACCAGAAGUGCGGCUAUGAGAAGAAGGAGAAUGAGAUGGCGAAGUAUGCCCCCGAGCGCUCACGGACGCCCAGGUUGUGA